Molecule: messenger RNA, 1215 nt
Organism: Meyerozyma guilliermondii ATCC 6260
Lineage: Eukaryota; Fungi; Ascomycota; Pichiomycetes; Serinales; Debaryomycetaceae
Exons: 1
Coding region: 1-1215 (404 amino acids)
Source: RefSeq, a predicted model, not a curated record
AUGAACCAAACCAAUUCAGGGGUGCUCCGAAGUGUGUUCUACGACCUUGACCUGAGCAAAUGGUCGCGCACUGUGUGUGGCUUGAUUUUUAUCAUGGUGAUAUUUGCAAUCAAAUACUCACAAAAAAAGCCGAAAAAAUCGGUGGUGAAAAGAGACAUAAAUGCCAACAGAAAAUACGGACAUUGGACUCCCGACUACAAUUUCAAGACCCCUACGCCGCCACCGUAUCCAAACUGGGACAUAAACACAACCAGACCUCAGCCGUAUCGGGCUUUUAGACACAAGUAUAGUAUCACCAUGGCCAUUCGCAACAUGGAUUUCCAUCAAUGGAUCGAGCUAGAUAACGAAUGGCUCAAGUUCCACAACCACAAGUUGGAGAGAACGCGGGAGAAGAAGCAAGAGUUGUGUGUUACCAGUCCUGAAGCUCGGGACGCUGCAUUUGAGUUGUUGGAUGAAUUGUGGAACUAUCUUCCCCAUAGAUAUCCUAGUUUAUUCCAACAAACUCCAGAUGGUUUGAGUAAUUUGGUUACGGGAGAGUCAUGGAGCUUCAAAAACGGCACCAAGGAGGAUCCUAUGUAUAUAGCGGCCAUGCUUCUACAAGACGAUAUAGCCAUUAUGAUCGAGCAGGAAGAUGGUCAAUAUGUGUUGAAAGGAGGAGCCAUUAUGUUGGCUGGGUUCUGGAGACUCAAAGACAAGUUCAAUCUCCCAUUGAGUGCCAUUCAUACCUCGGGAGAUGUUCCAAAGUAUAAGGAAAAAUUGCAAACUGGAAUGGAAAAGUUCUUUAUUCGACAAACCUGCGAUAAGCCGGUGGUUCGCAACAAUUAUUUUAUUCAAACCGAUGGAAAUUUGCCAUGGUCCAAGUCGAUUGGUGACGAAGAUAAAGACGUGGUUGGUUGGUACACCGCUGAGCCUGCAAAGGAUAUCAAUCAAUUGUACUUUCGUAGUGAGAGACAAAGUUUGAGAAGAUUGCCAAAAACUGGUGCGACAAUUUUCACCAUCAGAACUUAUUUUUUGCCAAUUACCGAACUUGCACAAGAACCAUACGUUCCCAGAAGACUCUUGAAUGGCAUCAGAAGCUGGGUUCCUGAAGUCCAGGAUUAUAGGGGAUACACCAAAUUCAAGGAUGUGGUGGAGCCAUACUUGGAGAAAAUGGCAGAUGAGCAGGAGGCCAAGGGCUAUACUGUAGAGACGGAGCCAGAAGUAUAUCCAUACUAG